Blepharisma stoltei is the source of this 750-nucleotide messenger RNA. The record is from the annotation of a GenBank genome assembly. Lineage: Eukaryota; Ciliophora; Heterotrichea; Heterotrichida; Blepharismidae.
AUGAAAUCAUCAAAAAUGCUAAAAACUCCUUUAGAAAAUAUUGCAUGAGGAAAGAAUAUUAUAAGAUUCAAGCUAACGUCUCACGCCCGUGCUAAAUCUUCGUCAUAUUUUGCAGCACCUUCUAUUAAUAUAGAAUUAUGCAAGCUUGAAAAAGUCGAUCAUAAAAAUGCAUCGAAAAGUGAAGUGGAUUAUAAGGUCCAUGCUCCUGAGAUUUUGAUACAUAAUCGGAAUGAAAUAAUUCAUCCUCUUACUGUUUCUAAAAGUUUUGAUACAAGAGAAUUGAGUGACAACCGUACGCUAAGAGAUCAGAGACCAAGCUCUAGAAUGGUUUCUUUAGAUAUCCCAAAAUUAACUUUUGGAUCAUCAUCGUCAUCAUAUUCACCUACAGAUAGAAAAAUAGAAAAUUAUUGGCCCACUAUCAAAGCUAAGCUAAAAGAAAAGAAAAAAAAGCCAUACUCUAUAUAUAGAGAAAGGCAAAAAUGACAUAAUGAAAAGUUCAACAGUAUGCUGGACAGUGUAAUGAGGUGGAAAGAGGAUAUUAAUUUAAGGAAAAAUAUAAGCAUUGUCGAUUAUUUUAAUGAGCUAAAGAGCAACUCAAAAUCAGUAGCAACUAUAAACACUUCUAAAGAGCUGAAACCAAAGCAGGCUUGAAAAGAUAAAAUAAUGGAUGAGUAUGGUAGGCAAGAGACAUCGAUUAGUAUAAGAUCUUUUCCUAGAAAAUUCAAGCCAACAAAUUACUAUGGCUGGUAG